Rhinolophus ferrumequinum (greater horseshoe bat) is the source of this 2739-nucleotide messenger RNA. RefSeq names its product protein phosphatase 2 phosphatase activator (gene PTPA). Gene Ontology annotation, molecular function: protein tyrosine phosphatase activator activity; peptidyl-prolyl cis-trans isomerase activity. The coding region runs from base 261 to 1232 and encodes 323 amino acids. Gene Ontology annotation, biological process: mitotic spindle organization. The record is from RefSeq and is a predicted model, not a curated record. The transcript has 10 exons. Gene Ontology annotation, cellular component: cytoplasm; protein phosphatase type 2A complex; nucleus. Lineage: Eukaryota; Metazoa; Chordata; Mammalia; Chiroptera; Rhinolophidae.
GGUGCGCAUGCGCUGGGCGCCCCGCACCAACAUGGCCGCCGCCUCCCAGUGAGCCCUGCAGCCGCGAGCCGGCCGUUGCUGGUCAUACUCCCUGAGUGCCCCGCACGGACAUGGCGGUCGUCUUCGCGGGGGUGACUUUAAUUCUCGGUUUUCGGUUAUAGCCGGCUGGUGCUCAUUUCUCUUCAGAAAGCUCUGAGCACGGGGAAAAGGAAGGGUGGGUGCGGAGGUGAAAAGUGAGGUCCAGCUCCUGACGGAGGAAGAUGGCUGAAGGCGAGCGGCAGUCGCCGCCAGAUUCCUCGGAGGAUAUCCCUCCAGCCACGCAGAACUUCAUCAUUCCAAAAAAGGAGAUCCAUACGGUUCCAGACAUGGGCAAAUGGAAGCGUUCUCAGGCGUACGCCGACUACAUCGGAUUCAUCCUCACCCUCAACGAAGGUGUGAAGGGCAAGAAGCUGACCUUCGAGUACAAAGUCUCUGAGGCCAUUGAGAAACUGGUCGCUCUUCUCAACACGCUGGACAGGUGGAUUGAUGAGACUCCUCCAGUGGACCAGCCCUCUCGAUUUGGGAACAAGGCCUACAGGACCUGGUAUGCCAAACUCGACGAGGAAGCAGAAAACUUGGUGGCCACGGUGGUCCCCACCCAUCUGGCAGCCGCUGUGCCUGAGGUGGCUGUUUACCUAAAGGAGUCAGUGGGGAACUCCACGCGCAUCGACUAUGGCACAGGACAUGAAGCAGCCUUUGCUGCUUUCCUCUGCUGCCUCUGCAAGAUUGGGGUGCUCCGGGUGGAUGACCAAAUAGCUAUUGUCUUUAAGGUGUUCAAUCGGUACCUUGAGGUGAUGCGAAAACUCCAGAAAACAUACAGGAUGGAGCCAGCGGGCAGCCAGGGCGUGUGGGGCCUGGAUGACUUCCAGUUUCUGCCCUUCAUAUGGGGCAGUUCUCAGCUGAUAGAUCACCCGUGUCUGGAGCCCAGGCACUUUGUCGAUGAGAAGGCCGUGAAUGAGAAUCACACGGACUACAUGUUCCUGGAGUGUAUCCUGUUUAUCACGGAGAUGAAGACGGGUCCCUUUGCCGAGCACUCCAACCAGCUGUGGAACAUCAGUGCUGUCCCCUCCUGGUCCAAAGUGAACCAGGGUCUCAUCCGCAUGUAUAAGGCCGAGUGCCUGGAGAAGUUCCCUGUGAUCCAGCACUUCAAGUUCGGGAGCCUGCUGCCCAUCCAGCCUGUCACUUCGUGCUAGGAGGCGCUGAGCAGCCAGAGCGUCCAGGCUGCAGUUCCUGUGCCCGCCCUUCCCCCCCCAGCUGCGCCCCCUCCCGCCCCCUCCCUCUGUUCUUUCUGUUUGCUGAGAGGCUGUUGACUGGGGUGGGUGGUGAGCGCGGGGUUGAGGAAGGUUCGGGGCAUAAGGCUGAGGGAGAAGUGACCAAAGUAUGGCCCGUUUCCUGCCUUCCCCUGUGGUGGACAGGUAAGAAGAGGGGCUGGGACAGGGUCCCUGGGCCCUGCCCCUGGUCCCGGCCUUCCUCUGCUCCCCACUGUCCAGGCCCUUUUGGAGACGCCCGUUGUUCUGCACCACUGUGGGGAGAGGGAGGUAUCUCGCCGCUUCCAUUGCUUUCCCUUCCCAUGUCCCAUUGCCUUUCUCGGGGUUGGAGCACUUGCUCCCUUCAGGGUGGGUCAAUUUCCCAAGCCAUGUUUGGGGGGCCGUCUGGGUGUCCUGAGGGCUGGAGGCUGAGGCUGGCGGCCAGGCUGGGGUGGGGUAGGGCAGCGGGCAGUGUUGGCACUUCUGGCUGGUGACCCUCCCAGCUCCUCCUCACGGCUGCCCCUGGGCCUGCGGGCACCUGUGUCCAGUGCCUCAUCCUGCUUUUCUGUUCUCUGGCCCUUGGUUUUGCUGGUUUCCUGCCAUAGGCACACCUGUCCUCUCCCCAGAGUAGCCUCUGGAAGCUGCCCUUGGGGUGGGUGCUGGGCUCCUGGGAGGGGCCCAGCAGGGCUCGCUCAGGGCUGAUUGGGUGAGGCCUGCCUUUGCCAAGCGGGCUCUGCCUGGUUGGGGCGAGGCUUGGGGCCAGUUUUGGUUGGUGAGAAUCUGGAUUCUUCUCGGUACAUUCUUAUGGCUGCUUCUGUUCCCUCCUCACCGCUGCUUGCUUCUCCAAGGCCCUUGGCCCUGCUUUCCUGGCUCUCUGGAUGGGUUGGGCUGGCGGUGGGAUGGGGAGGGGAGCUGGCCACAGGAGGGCUUUGAAAGCCCACUCCCUUGUCCUCCCACCUCCCUGAAUUCACCUUUGGCCUUCCAGGAUGAGCUAGUGAUGGCUCCCUGAGCCCAGGCUUUGGCACUGAGGAGGGGCAGCUGGGCUGAGCUCGGUAGGCCUACCUGAGGGGUCAGGGAUACUGGUAGCAGCUUGCCGGUUCCAGAGUUUUCUUCUAGGGCAGCUCCCAGGCCUGGCUCUUGCAGACUCUCCCCUGCCCAAGCCCAGGCCUAUUCUCACUAUCCCCUCCUCGUAUCUGGGGCCACAUAACCUUUGAGAAGGGGGAGCACCCGAGAAGCACAAUUCAGGGGCUUGACCCUUGGAUGUGGGCUGAUGGCCUGGGCAGAAGCUGGGACAUGAGUCACAGAGACAGUUUUCCAAGGAGAGGUUCCCUGCCUACCUCUCCUGGGGUCUAGACCAGUGCCUCCCGGGCCCCUCCUUCCUGUGCCCCCAUGGCCCCGAGCCCCUCGCGCCUUCAUUGCUGUUUGGAUUAAAGCCUCUGUUUUGCACCUGUCA